AUGGGGUGGGCGACGUGUUGGCCACUAAUACUGUUGCUGGCGCCGGUGCUAACUCAGCGCGCCGUGCCCACCGCCUGCGAGGAAGACGCAUGCAGGUGCGACUCGUUCACGAGGCUAAUAUGCAAUUGUACCAGACCAUUUGAGGAAUUGACUCUGAGACCUGAUGGAGCGUUCAGAGUGCCUCCGACAACAACAGCUAUUAUAAUAAACGGCUGCGAUCGUGUAACAUUCUUAACAGAAACGAUCCGAAAUCUUAUUCAAUUACGAAUGAUAGAAUUAAGAAAUAUCGGUUAUAUCGUUAUAAACGAGCGAGCACUAACCUGGUCACCAUUUCCCAGAGAUAAUGAGAUGAAUCCGGGAAUUAAAAUUGUAGUGCAAAACAGUACCCUAAAUGAAAUUUCCUCGCACGCAGUUCAAGGGCAGGUUAACGAAAUAACUAUCAAGGACAGUAAAAUAGUCAAUCUCAAACCUUUCGCUUUUUCAAGCUUAACUGGCGUCAAAAAUAUAGAACUCAUAAAUAAUAUAUAUUAUAACAUGGAGAUACAAGCGUUUAAAAAGUUUACUACAGAAAAUUUUAUACUGCGGGGUGGUGAAGCUAAAUCCUUACCGAGCAGAUUUUUAUCCGAUGUAGAAGUAACUAACCUGUUUCGAAUGGAAGGUGUUACCAUUAAUUUAUUAUCAAGUUUAACAUUUCUUGUCAGUUUACCAAAGAGAGUGUUGAUAGAAAGUAAUAUUAUACAAUCUUUAGAUGGAGAUGCUUUUCAUAUAUCAACGAAAGGGCCUGUAACGUUUAGAAAUAACACAGUAACUAAAAUAAGCAAGGGUGCGUUUUUAGGAUUUACUGUCCACGUGGAGACUUUAUCAGUUUUGGGUCGCCAAGAAUUAUUGAUAGACAAUAACACAAUGACUGCAGUGACUCCCGCUUCCCUUAUAUACAAUGAACAGACACUGACACUCAGAAUUGAUGGACUCAAUCUAAAUACAAAGUGCACUUGCGCAUUGGCCGAAGAAUGGCGAGAAGUAUUGAGUCAUCAAAGAGGGAUCAUUAAUUGCUGGUAUGAACUUGAAGCACAUUAUAUUUCAUUACCCACCUUUGUAGACAGUCGUUGUGGUGCCUUCAAACAAACCUUCUGGAUUUUUGUAGUUGUGGGGGUUUUAUUUGUAUUGCUAGUUGCAGUGAUUGUGAUAUUCUUUAUAGUUAAAAGAGAAAAUGAGAAAAAGAAGAAGAUGCAGGUAGUUAUGCCAGAUGGCAAGACAUACCGAGAAACGGAAUUUCAUAUAGUUGUCGAAAGAGCGGAGCUUCUUACUACAGACUUG
Molecule: messenger RNA, 1317 nt
Organism: Brenthis ino (lesser marbled fritillary)
Lineage: Eukaryota; Metazoa; Arthropoda; Insecta; Lepidoptera; Nymphalidae
Source: the annotation of a GenBank genome assembly